GUUCCAACGGCCCAACGAUCAAACAGCUAAUGGUUGGAAUGGCCUUAUUAGAAACAAAUUUUCUUUCCAUUUCUCCCGACAAACCUGGUGACCACUCAAAACCCUAACCCUGGUAACCGUAAUUUUUCCUCCAUGGCCGCCUCCAAGCCCAUCGCUCGCCCGUUAGUCUCUGUCCAGUUCCUUGACGGCGACAUGGCCACCGACAGUGUAACCACUGCCUUCUUGCCGGACGUGUUGCGCUCCCCGAUCCGCCCCGACAUUGUCCGUUUCGUUCACGAUAACCUCUCUCGAAAUAAGCGUCAACCCUACGCUGUCUCGAGGCGUGCCGGCCAUCAGACCUCAGCUGAGUCGUGGGGUACCGGCCGCGCCGUCUCCCGUAUCCCUCGCGUUCCCGGCGGCGGUACCCACCGAGCCGGCCAGGGUGCCUUUGGAAACAUGUGCCGUGGUGGUCGCAUGUUUGGCCCCACCAAGAUCUGGCGGCGCUGGCACCGCCGCGUUAACAUCAACCAGCGCCGCUAUGCAGUUGUCUCUGCCCUAGCUGCCUCAGCCGUCCCUUCCCUAGUCCUAGCCCGCGGUCACCGCAUAGAGUCUGUUCCGGAGCUCCCGCUCGUUCUCUCCGACUCCGUUGAGUCCAUUGAGAAAACAUCCUCGGCCAUCAAGAUCCUUAAGCAGGUCGGAGCCUAUCCGGAUGCUCAAAAAGCUAAGGAUUCACUGGGGAUCCGCUCCGGGAAGGGAAAGAUGCGCAAUCGUCGCUACAUUUCUCGCAAGGGUCCUUUGAUCAUCUAUGGAACUGAGGGUUCCAAGAUCGUCAAGGCCUUCAGGAAUCUACCAGGAGUUGAGGUUGCCCAUGUCGACCACCUGAAUAUUUUGAAGCUUGCUCCAGGUGGUCAUGUCGGGAGGUUCAUUAUCUGGACCAAAUCGGCAUUUGAGAAGCUGGAUGAGGUAUUUGGCACCUUUGAGAUUCCUUCAGAGCUGAAAAGGGGUUACGUUCUACCUAGGCAGAAGAUGACCAAUGCUGAUCUUAGUAGGAUCAUAAACUCUGAUGAGGUGCAGUCUGUUGUGAAGCCGAUCAACAAGGAUGUCAAUAGGAAGACGGUGAAGAAGAACCCUUUGAAAAAUCUCAGCGCUAUGCUCAAGCUUAAUCCAUAUGCAAAAACGGCAAAGAGGAUGGCACUGCUUGCCGAGAAACAGAGAGUGAAGGCCAAACAGGAGAAGCUUGACAAGAAGAGGAGUCCGCUUACCAGGGAAGAAGCUGCUAAAAUGAAGGCUGCUGGAAGGGCAUGGUACAACACAAUGAUAUCUGACAGCGAUUACACAGAGUUUGAAAACUUCUCCAAGUGGUUAGGUGUAACUCAGUGAUCACUGGUAGCUGGUUUUGGUGAUUGUCAUUUUCCUUGCUAUUUGAUAUUUUGACUGUCCUGUCCCGUCUCUGUUAUUUUUGUGUGUAGAUAAGGCUUACUAGGCUUUCUAAUUCUUCAAGUUUGUUUCCGUUUAUAUGUCAAAGCUCGUGGUUAUUUUAAUAAUUUUGUUUAUUUGCCGAUGAUAACAUUUGUGCAUUAUGAUUUCAUGUGAUAAUGUGAUGAUUUAUUAUAUAA
This is a messenger RNA of Dendrobium catenatum, 1595 nucleotides long. RefSeq names its product 60S ribosomal protein L4-1-like. Gene Ontology annotation, molecular function: structural constituent of ribosome; RNA binding. Gene Ontology annotation, biological process: translation. The coding region runs from base 133 to 1359 and encodes 408 amino acids. The record is from RefSeq and is a predicted model, not a curated record. The transcript has 2 exons. Gene Ontology annotation, cellular component: ribosome; cytosolic large ribosomal subunit. Lineage: Eukaryota; Viridiplantae; Streptophyta; Magnoliopsida; Asparagales; Orchidaceae.